This is a messenger RNA of Ilex paraguariensis (yerba mate), 303 nucleotides long. Lineage: Eukaryota; Viridiplantae; Streptophyta; Magnoliopsida; Aquifoliales; Aquifoliaceae. The record is from the annotation of a GenBank genome assembly.
AUGGAAAGAGGAAGGAGUCCUACAGUUGGGGCCAAAGAGCUUACUACUUCAACACUGCCGAGGAAAUCCAAGAAAAGAGAAAUGGAAAGAGGAAGAGUCCCGACCAACUUCACUGAUCUGGUGUUGGAGAGGAUUCGGGUUCUAGAAUUACACUUGAGCAUGAGCCGACCAGCGAAGCUCCUGUUGAAAUCAGACCAAUCGAGCCACCAACUAGCGAGCCAACAGACACUGAGCCAACGCUGCCUUUAUCCCAUAAUACGGCAAGAUUUGAUUAGUCCCCUAUCAAGGAAGAGUCACAGGUAG